Messenger RNA from Acanthoscelides obtectus, 4545 nucleotides. Lineage: Eukaryota; Metazoa; Arthropoda; Insecta; Coleoptera; Chrysomelidae. The record is from the annotation of a GenBank genome assembly.
UGUUAACUGGUGCUUACAGUCUGUUUAUAUGUUUUUAUUUAAGUAGAAAUGUGAGUUCAACAUUCGUAUAAUUGCUUUUGGAAUGCAUCAUUUUCACUGUGAAGUAUGAUUCUAAAAAUAAACUUUGCAGUUUGCAAUGUAUCUGUGUCUCCCUAUUUGGUUGUGUAUACUGCAGUUAUGAGAAGUUUCAACGAUAAACAACAAGAGGGAGACUUCAUGCAGGCGAAGAUCCUUACAUCCGAAACCGCUUUAACCAAAUGGCCUCGGAUCAUCUUCCUAGCAACAGGGAGAUUCCGGACACCAGGAACUCCAUGUGUCGCUCCAAAGGUUACAAAAAGGACUUACCAUCAACAUCAGUCAUAAUCACAUUCCACAACGAAGCCAGAAGCACGCUGCUCAGAACGGUUGUCAGCGUCCUGAACAGAUCCCCUGAGCAUCUGAUCAAAGAAAUCAUCCUAGUUGAUGAUUUUAGCGAUAACCCAGAUGAUGGUUUGGAGCUGGCUAAGAUCCAUAAAGUUCGGGUUCUCAGGAACGAUAAACGGGAAGGUUUGAUGAGAUCGAGGGUCAAAGGAGCAGAUGCAGCGGUAGCUUCUGUGCUUACCUUCCUGGACUCUCAUUGCGAGUGCAAUGAGAAGUGGUUGGAACCACUUCUGGAAAGAGUAGCUGAAAAUUCUAGUAGGAUAGUUUGUCCAAUUAUCGACGUUAUAAACAUGGAUACCUUCCAGUAUAUUGGAGCAUCAGCAGACUUGAGAGGUGCCUUUGACUGGAAUCUUAUCUUCAAAUGGGAGUACAUAGAUUACAAAGAAAGGCAAAGGAGAGAGAAAGAUCCCACAGAAGUUAUCCUUACUCCAAUCAUCGCUGGAGGUCUAUUUGUGAUAGAUAAACCGUAUUUUGCAAAGCUGGGCAAGUAUGACAUGAUGAUGGACAUUUGGGGUGCUGAGAACCUGGAACUCAGCUUCAGAACUUGGCAGUGUGGCGGGUCGCUAGAAAUAGUUCCUUGCAGCAGAGUAGGUCAUGUCUUCAGAAAGAAACACCCGUACACUUUUCCUGGAGGUUCUGGGAACGUCUUUGCUAGAAACACUCGGCGAGCUGCCGAAGUGUGGUUAGAUGAAUAUAAAGAACUCUACUACCAAGCAGUACCUUUGGCCAAAACAGUACCGUUUGGAGACAUAUCAGAAAGAUUGGAGUUGAGAAAAAAGUUGCAGUGCAAACCAUUCAAGUGGUACCUUCAGCAUGUUUAUCCUGAGCUCCAGGUGCCAAACAAAAUCUUCACACCGGGUAGACCGACGUCUAUAAGGCAAGGCCAUAUGUGCAUGGAUACCAUGGGGAACCUUCUGGACUCCAUUGUGGCCAUGUUCCAAUGUCACAACAACGGGGGAAACCAACAGUGGACUUACACGGAUAGCGGCUACAUAAGGCAUCACGACAUCUGCUUGGAGGUUAGGGAUGUGUACAAAGGAAGUGAGGUGCUCAUGAAAAUUUGUGAUGGAAAUGAUAAUCAGAAGUGGAAACUGAUUCAGCCUGGUGGAAUGAUAAGGCAUGCUAGGUACCCUCUGUGUUUGGACUCUAGGUAUGCCAGGUUCAAAGGAAUUCUAGCUGAAAGGUGUAACAGUGCUCUUGAGUCACAAAGAUGGCAAAUUUUAUAGGGAAUUAUACCAGGACUAGGAUCAAUGGGAACCUGGAACCAAACAGUACCUUUGGCCAUUUGGUGAUGGAGGAAUAAAAGGACUCGUCCUACUAGGCAGUCUCUUCGUGAUGCGGGAAUACAAAGAGUUGAACUACCAAACAGCCCGUUUGGCCAAAAGAAUGCCGUUUGGCGAAGGAAAUUGCAAGAGGUUGUAGUACCAAACAGUCCAUUCUGCCAAACAGUACCGUUUUGAUACGUACGUACGAAGAAUGUGUCCAGUGGUGUGAGGAAACUGAGGGGUAUUCAUUUCAAAAAGGCCAGUAUUAGAACCGUGGUUAACAAUAUAAGUUUUUUGUUAGCAAUUAAAAUGAGUAGGUGCAGCCAUUGCUCAUUCUUAAUGUUGAAAUCUAUGAUUUUUAGAGUAUGACAGUGGCAGUGAGAUAAUUGUAUGGAGUACGAAAAAUAUAUGUGUAUAGUUUCACGUAUAUUUGAGUUGCGUGGAUGCUGAAACUACGUGCAAUGCAAAAUGGCACUGAUAAGAAUUUAAAAUAAAAUUUUCAAAUAUUAUGAUGCCAGACAAUAAACUCUAUAACUCUUCGAAACUGUCCGUAUAUCUUUCAUGCAAAUCUAUGCUUGCACUGUACGGAUAUCACCAAAAUAUUUCUCAAACAUCUCUUCAUCUAAUAAACGUUUGAUAGAAAAAUCAUAACCUUUGCUCAAUUUCUUUCUUGUUACAUUGGAACAUUCUGUAGAAUUCCUCGAUAUACGACUAACGACAAUAAUCUUAUCUUCAAAAGGAAUAUCUAAGUAUGUUAAUUAUAAUCAAAACAUUAUUAAUUGACUUCCUUAUAAAUAACCUACUUGUUGAUUCCGUACCAAAUACGUACAUUUAUGUUGACGGAUCGUUUUGAUUCAGACAUUAGUGCCUUUUACAAAUAUGAAAUAACAUCAGAAUUGAUGAAGAUCAGACACAGAAGUUUAGCAGACAGAAUCAACCGUACACUUUUUUUGUUUAUACUCCAACUACCACGAAGGCCUAAGGCCUAAACACCCAUUGGGUACCGUGGGGCUAUAGGGGGAUACAGGGGAAAAGGGGAACGCCACACGGAUUCUGGCGAGGGAAAACGUGUGCAUGCAACAUGCACACAUUCUGGCUCCGCCAAGGAGAUCCGCCGGGUGGUACCUCCGCGUUCGACAGUCAGAGACCGUCUACCACCUACGGACAAUCACAACGUCCAUAGCCAAAAGAAAAGUUUCUCCUGGGACGGGAUUCGAACCCGCACAGCGCACGGCGACUAAUCAGGAGACCGAAGAGUCUACUACUGCGGCCACCGCUUCUGCCUGCUUGAAUUAGAUAAACCAGAGAAUACGAAAUGGAUCCAAAAUUAACUGCUGCAACUCUAAAAUCAUAUAUUAGGCAUGCGAAAGGGCCAUUCAAAAAAAUAGUAAACUCUAAUCUUUGAUGGCGUCAUUUCUGCGUAUGAAGAUAAUCAUACGUUAUUAGUAUGUGUAGCUAACGUUGAAUGUAUUUCUUUUACGCACUUGGGUGGUGUUGUAACACCUAUAUAUAAAAUUGUCGGUUAUAUAAGAAAGGUAGAAAGCAAGUUCACUGCCACAAAUAUGUAGUUUUAACUCAAUUAAUAUGAAGAAUAAUAGCGUCUAAAUAUGACAGCUUGCAACAGAAUAAGGAAUUGCGUUUUGAACUUUUGUAAAUAAUUAGUCAGUAUUAUUAUAUAUCUUCAUUGUAUAUACGUUUUACAGUUGCAGGUCCAUGUAGCAAAAUAUCACAAACAUUAAUUUAUUUGUACACGUGAAUGUCCGAUAAGAAUAUAAUAGUCUCACGAUCGCUUAUCAACUUAUUAUUUGUUAUUCAUCACAGCUUGUACAUGUACGUGUAGUAUUUCCGAAACAAUGUUAUAUAAUAUUUUAUUUAAUUGCAAAAUUUAUUUCACAUUUGACAAAUAAAUUCAAUACAUUAUUGUUGAAAUCAAAAUAAUUUCACAAGUGAGCUGAAGCAAACAUUCGUUUUCAGGGAAGCGUUUUCGAAACCUCGAUUUGCACUGACUUUAAAUCACCUAUCUGACAUGUCAUGCAUCACAAUUUUGCAGGUUUUUGUCUGGAACAGGGGUGGAUCUAGUAUGCACUAGGCUUGGGAAACAUGGGGCUCUUCAACGCGGUUCCAGAGUAGACACACAAACACACACAUAUGAUAUUUUGCGUUUCUCGCACAAUAACUCACCAGCUGAAUAGUCUGGCUUGAAGCCACACCAUAGGCACUGAUUUUUACUUAACUUAAUCUAUAUAAAAUGGACUCAAAUGAGGCGGACAGUCCAUAUGACCAUCAAUGAAUGAAUGUUGCUUCCGAGGGCGGGAUUCGAACCCGCGAGCCGAGUUUCAAUAGUCGGGAUCAUCUCUCCUGCCAUCUGCCAAAAAGCGCUUCUCUUUCGUCGCUUGUAGCAUCGACGCCCUUUUUAUGAAGUGCAGAUCUCUCCGCAGCCAGCAAAUCAAUUGGUGGGAUACCAGCUACCACCAGCAGUACUAUUCGCUGGUUUCUCAACAUUCGAUAUCUAUAUUUCUUUUUCAUUAAGGCCUUGUUAUAAUGGGUGGGCCAUUUAAAAGUUUCGAUUUAAAAAUAAAAUAAAACAAAAACGGUUUGAGAUAUUGCCAAAUUUAUUUUUUUGUUUUGAAGUACAAUUGUUCCGCUCAGAAAUGAAAUAUUACUUCAUUCAAAUGGCUGCCGCGGCUGGCCUCACAGUAGCCCAUUCGAUCGGACCAAUUUUCGAGCACUUUUUCGAGUGUUUGGGGCCGUAUCUCGUCAAUGGCAUCACGAAUGUUGGCCUUCAAAUGGUCAAUUGUCUCUGGAUGGUCGACAUAACACUUGUCUUUAACAGCGCCCCACAGGAAAUAGUCCAAUGGUG